AUGUGCUGCAAGGAUGCUGAAAGCAUUUGGAAAGCUCCAGAGCAAGCUGAAGCGAUCCGUCGCAAGGUUCAGGAGCUCACAAAGUCCAAGAUGCCGCCUCCUCUGACACUCGAGACCAGCAACGAGCCUGCAGUUUCCGUGGUCUCCUUGGAGACCAAGCAGGUGCUUUGCUCUGCUGCAAGCACAGCGGAGCUUCUUACCAUCCUCAGCGCAGCAAGUACAAGUGCAACGCAGGCUCCUCCUACCAACGGCCAUGUGAAACUGCCCAAGGGGCACUUAGCAGUGGUAGCUGGAUGCAAUGGUGAUAUUUGGGAGGUAGCAAUUCAAGCAGGAAGGUUGAGAGAGAAGAUCAAGGAGCUGUCAGGGAUGACGAGCUUACCACCAUUGGUGAUGGACCGUGAGAAAAAUGACGUGUCCAUUGUGAAGAUGGGCAAGGUGAAAGUCCCACCACGGAAGCGCCGGGUUUCAGUCACUUUCGAGAGCCGUCCCUUUGGGAUGACACCUGCGAAAGAUGAAGGUGGCGGUACGUUGGGGUAUGUGGUCGACAAGGUGAACCACAAUGACCCAUCCAAGCCUGCAGCACGUCUCGGGGUGAAGCCUGGCUGGGUAGUGGUGUUCGUUGCGGGCGAGGAUGUGCAGGGAAGAUCUCUGGAUGAUGUCCAGCAGCUCACCAAACAGGCUGCCUUACCCGUCACCAUUGACUUUGAGGUGCCAGUGGUUGUGAAGGAAAAGCAGGAGGCUUCUGACAAAAAUCGGAGCAAGUCAGCACCUCAACAACCUCGCCCUCCACCACAGCCAACUCGUGAGUCGAGAGAGCGUACCGAAACUCAACGUUUGCAGGCGCUUCUGAGGACCCUAGACUCCGAGGAAAAGUUGCCUGCCACCGUCUUCAUUUUCUCUCGCCGCAGAGUGGAAGCGCUGGCUGCAGAGAUGCCAAACCUGGACGUGUGCACCAACGAGGAGAGAUCGAAGGUUCACCUUUUCUUAAAGAAAGCCUUCGAGCGACUCUCUGAGGCCGACAAGAUGUUGCCGCAGGUGUGCAAGGUGGAAGAGUUGGCUCGUCGAGGUGUUGGUAUCCACCAUGGCGGGAUGCUUCCAGUGGUGAAGGAGGCAGUUGAGAUCAUGUUCUCCCGAGGGCUUGUGAAGAUCCUGUUGGCCACGGAAACCUUCGCCAUGGGUGUGAACAUGCCGGCCCGAAGUGUCAUCUUCACAGCAUGGAUGAAACACGAUGGCAACCAACGACGUCCGCUUCUUCCUUCAGAGUACACGCAAAUGGCGGGCCGUGCUGGCCGGCGAGGCCUUGACACGGAAGGCCACGUGUACAUCCUGUGUGGCGACGAACCACCAGACACGAAGCAAAUUAUGCGGAUGAUGACCAGCAAGGGCGAGCCUUUGUUCUCGCGCUUUCGGGUCACCUUCGCCAUGAUCCUGCAGAUGAAACGGUUCUCCCAAAGUGGAGUACAAGUUGAAGAUCUCUUGGGCAAGUCUUUCUUAGAAAACGCCCGAGCACGGCGCAGGCCUCGCGCGCACCAAGAUCGGCGACAUCGAAAUGAACAGCUGCAGGCCCUGCCGACUUUGGAAUGCAUCUAUGGGGAGCCUGACAUGGAGGACUAUGCCUACAGGGAAUUGGAAAGCCACAAAGUUGGAGUAGAGAUCCAUGCGAGGCUUUUCUCUAAAUCCCGCGAGCGCGUUUUUUGCCCCGGGUGCCAAACUUAG
Messenger RNA from Cladocopium goreaui, 1716 nucleotides. The record is from the annotation of a GenBank genome assembly. NCBI's taxonomy places the organism in Eukaryota, Dinophyceae, Suessiales, Symbiodiniaceae.